Messenger RNA from Trichomycterus rosablanca, 1831 nucleotides. RefSeq names its product peptidylprolyl isomerase (cyclophilin)-like 4 (gene ppil4). The record is from RefSeq and is a predicted model, not a curated record. Gene Ontology annotation, molecular function: peptidyl-prolyl cis-trans isomerase activity; RNA binding. The coding region runs from base 18 to 1442 and encodes 474 amino acids. Gene Ontology annotation, cellular component: nucleus. Gene Ontology annotation, biological process: protein peptidyl-prolyl isomerization. NCBI's taxonomy places the organism in Eukaryota, Metazoa, Chordata, Actinopteri, Siluriformes, Trichomycteridae. The transcript is spliced from 13 exons.
GUGAAAUUUGAACAAGAAUGGCGGUGUUGUUAGAAACCACUUUAGGAGAUAUUGUUAUCGACUUGUACACAGAGGAAAGACCUAAAGCUUGCUUGAACUUCCUGAAACUGUGCAAAAUUAAGUUCUACAACUACUGCCUCAUUCACAAUGUCCAGAGAGAUUUUAUCAUACAGACCGGAGAUCCUACAGGAACUGGACGUGGAGGAGAAUCCAUCUACUGCAAGCUGUAUGGGGAUCAGGCACGCUUUUUUGAAGCUGAAAAAAUGCCCAGAAUCAAGCACAAGAAGAAAGGAACCGUGUCCAUGGUGAACAACGGCAACGAGCAGCACGGCUCUCAGUUUCUGAUCACUACAGGGGAGAAUGUGGACUACUUGAAUGGUGUACACACCGUGUUUGGGGAGGUGUCGGAGGGAAUGGAUGUCUUGGCCAAAAUCAACGAGGCUUUUGUAGACAAGGACUUUAUUCCUUACCAGGACAUCAGAAUAAAUCACACUGUGAUUCUGGAUGAUCCUUUUGACGACCCUCCAGAUCUGCCGGUCCCAGAUCGCUCCCCUGAGCCCACAAAAGAACAGCUGGAUAGCGGCCGUAUUGGAGCUGAUGAAGUGAUAAACAACACUGAAGGAAAGGAUACAGAGGAGCUGGAUGAAUUAAUAAAAGAGAAGGAAGCAAAGACACAGGCCAUACUGCUGGAAAUGGUAGGCGACCUACCAGACGCAGAAGUCAAACCUCAGGAAAAUGUGCUGUUUGUGUGCAAGCUGAACCCGGUCACUACUGACGAAGACCUGGAGAUCAUCUUCUCUCGCUUCGGCACCAUUCAAUGCUGUGAAAUCAUCAGGGACUGGAAAACCGGCGAGUCUCUGUGCUACGCUUUCAUCGAGUUUGAAAAGGUGGAGGACUGUGAGAAAGCGUACUUUAAGAUGGACAAUGUGCUGAUUGAUGACCGACGCAUCCAUGUGGAUUUCAGCCAGUCAGUGUCCAAGAUUAAAUGGAAAGGCAAAGGUGGGAAGUAUAGUAAAGAAGACUUCAAAGCCUAUGAGAAAGAGCUGGACAACAGGUCCAAACUGUCUCUGAAGGACAAAGUCAAACCCAGACAGGAUUCUCGUUAUGAGCUCCUCCUGGAUGAAGAAGAUGAGAAAGUGAGUCGGAGGGAUGACAGAAAGCAAAGCGAUAAGAGGAGGCAGUCGGAUGAGGAAGACGAGAGAAAGCCAAAAAAAUCCAAGGAUGGCGACGAGAGCCGGAGGGAGCGGAAAGAAGGACGGCAAAGAUCCCGCUCUCGCUCCAGAGACCGAGAAAGGGAGAGACACAGGGAAAGAGAGAGAGACAGGGACAGAGACAGGGACAGCCACCACAAGCACGGUAAGCACAAGGAGAAAAGUCACAGACGCGAUCGCAGCCGCAGCCCUAAGAGAUCGAAAGACAAAGAGCGCAGUCGCCAUCGCUGAUGCUGACAAGAAUGCAAACCAGUACAGGGGUGGUACAAGAAAUUUAAAGGGGGGUGUAAGGAGAUAUGGAACACGAUCGAAACACUAGUCAGAUCAUCAGACUUUGUGAAUGAAGCUUCUGCAGUCUGUGUGCCAAGGUCACUUGGGGCUGAUUAUCACUUGUAAGCAGGCCUGAAAGCCUACAGGGACUUUGCCUAAAAGCGUCUACACUUGUUUUUUCUGGUUUGUCCUUUAAUCUGUCACUUGUCUGUACAUAUUAAACUGCCACUAUUCAGAUUGGUGGCUGAACUGCCCCGGAACACCCCAGUAUAAAUUUGUACAGUGUUGAAUUCUUCUGUAACUGGGUUUGCAUUGUUUUUUUUUUUUUAAUAAAAAAUAAAUAACCAAUA